Messenger RNA from Fopius arisanus, 1529 nucleotides. RefSeq names its product Nuclear envelope integral membrane protein (gene Nemp). Lineage: Eukaryota; Metazoa; Arthropoda; Insecta; Hymenoptera; Braconidae. Bases 106 to 1368 code for a protein of 420 amino acids. Gene Ontology annotation, cellular component: nuclear envelope. The record is from RefSeq and is a predicted model, not a curated record. The transcript has 8 exons.
CUCAGACGUACGUUUCGGAGCAGUUGGUCCUCGUUAUGGCGGGUUUCGAGACCUAUCGAAUUAAAGUGUAGUGAUCAAUAAAUUUCGAGUGAACUACGGGUCAAUAUGUGGGGGAUAAACGUGAAGGUCAAUGGAAUUAUUUUAGCUGUUGUGGCUCAUUACACUCUUGCACAAAUUGCAGGGGCUGACUCAUUGCAUUAUUUGGAGCCUGGAGACUCAGUAGAGAAUGCAAAGCCUGGAUUGAGAAUAUUUUGCCACAAUUCGAAGUCGAAAUAUCUCAUUCAUCUCUGGAGAACUCUAACGUUGAGUUUGUACACUGACUUGGAGACUUAUGAUCUCUUCGAUGGGAAGAGUCCGUCUGAGGUCGUGGAGAAGCAUGACCUUAGCCAGAGAUCCUGGAGAUUCAAUUGGUUUGGUACGAAGAGGAGUAAAAAGAUGAAGAUAAAUCCCUUCGAGGACACUUGCAUUGGGAUUUACACACCUCCCGCUAAUAAUUAUCGUUACAAGAUGUCAAUGACAUUGACAAGCAUUGAUAUCUGGAAGGUAGCCCUCACCGUCGGCGGCGUUCUUCUCUUCUGGUCUGCUCCGAAGCUCAGCAGGAAUUCAUUAUUUUAUUAUCUCACUGGAGUCACCCUGGGGGAUGCAUUCUCUGUUCUCAUCCUCAUUUGGUUCAUCAGUAAAUUAUUCGGCAGAGGAAAAGCAAUGUACCUGAUGAUCGCUAGUGGUUGGACCUUGAGCACUUGGUUGGCAAACAUCCUCUGGGAGAAUGCCCAAAUUAUUCUCCUACAAUACAGGGACUACGUCCUGUGGUAUCUCCUGGCAACUUCCCUCAUCAGUUUUAUAAUUUGUUAUCGGAUUGGACCGGUAACUAAUACCAGAACGAAAAACAUCAUCCAGUGGUUCCUCCAGGGCUGUGGAUUACUGAUGAUAUAUUUUAGCAGCCACUUCCACGAAGCUUCCAUUGCGAUCUGCAUCCUCAUAAUUGUCUUCUAUAAUUUUCCGAUCGUUGCCUUUCGCAAGGGAAGAAUCUAUUGUCAGGCAUUCAUACAGAGAUCAUGCUUAAAAUAUAAUUCAAUCAGGAACUCGAUGUUUCCCGAACGUCCGAGAUUACUGACAGAAGACGAAUACAGACAACAGGGAAUUAAAGAAACUAGAAAAGCACUCGGAGAGUUGAAGGAAUUUUGCUCCAGUCCAGAAUGUAGCCCCUGGAAGACAGUAUUGAGAUUAAAAGACCCCAUAAGGUUUGCUGAGUUUAUGGAGGGGAGCCCUCAUCUGUCUCAAAACGAGAGCUAUGAGCAUGAUGUGGAACUCACAAGACUCAUCGAGGAGUGUGAAUACACCGAAGAUGAAGACGAGGAUGAUUACUGAAUAAUUAAGAAUCAAUCCACAAUCAUUGUACUGCCAUCGAGCGAAUCAAUUCAUUUUGUAUAUACCUUUUCCACGUCUCAUUGUGUCUUAAUAAUUAUAAGGGGAAUUGUAUUUUCUUAUUUUUUAGGAAUGUUUGAGAAUAAAAUAAAUACUUGACAGUU